CGAAAGGUCCCGGCUGCAGCACGGGCGUUGUUUCCUCCCUUUUUCCCCCCUUUUGGAAGUCGGGAGCCUGGGAGGCAGGCAGCCCCGCGCAAAACCGCCGCCAGGGGAAGAAGAAGAAGGAGAAGAAGUGGAGGGCUCCCUUCCCCGGCCUCUCCCCGCCCCUUCCCCUUUUUUUCCUGGGUUGACCCCAAGCGCAGGGCCAGCGAGGAGGGAAGGCAGGCUUGGUUGGAAGGGGCUCCCGAAGGGUGGGGCCGGCGGUCUCUCGCCUUCUCCCUUCGCCCUGCCCCGUGGAGGCCGAAAGGGUUAACAGGCAGCUGACAACACAUCGGGCCCGCUGGCUUGCCAUAAACAUCUGGGGGGGAAGAGCCCUGGCUGUGGGCAGACUCUCUGAAUGGCUCCAGACGGAAGGAAAGAGCGCGGAGAAGUUUAGGUCUUUUUCAAAAGUCCCAUUAGCUAUUUUCAUACUGAGACAGAUUUGGAAAAUGAGGACAACUCUAUUGAGCAACAAAGCAGAUCAGACUGCAGAAAAUUAUGGAAAUACCAAUGAGAUUUGCUGGAAGUAAGUGAACCCCAAGGAGCUGUGGCAAAACAGUGAACCCCAAGGAGCCAAGGCAAAACAAAACAAAAAAACUCCCACACGCUGUGGCAUAUUAUAUAGAAACAAAAAACAAAAAGUGAAGUAAAACUCUUCUAAAGAAGCAAACUAGAUGGAGGAUGGGGCAAUGUUAUUAUUUCGUUGAACGAGGUGCAAUACGGAACUCUGGUAUCAUAUAUUGCGCUGACAGGAAAUGAGUAGAAAAGCUGAAGUGAACUUCAGAGACAACUGACAUCUUCUGUUGAAGCCAUCCCAGGUUUCAUUGCAACAAAGGUGAGAUUGACGUCUAGAAGAUGCCUGUUCCGCCUCCUCCAGCUCCGCCCCCUCCACCAACAUUUUCGCAGGCAAACGUAGAGAAGCCUAGUUUGAAUAAAUCAGAGCAGGCAGGACGAAAUGCUUUAUUGUCGGAUAUUUCCAAAGGGAAAAGGCUGAAAAAGGCUGUUACCAAUGAUAGGAGUGCCCCAGUUCUUGAUAAACCAAAAGGGCCAAGUGGUGGCGGAGGUGGCAGCUCUGGUUUCUCCAGUGGUAGCUGUGGCAGCAGUAACAGCGGUAACAGUUAUGGUGGCGGUGGACCUCCUGGCUUAGGAGGAUUGUUCCAAGCAGGGAUGCCAAAACUUAGAUCUACAAACAGAGAUAAUGAUUCUGCAGGAAACAAAGCUCCAGUGUUUCCACCAGGAGGGCGAGCAACAUCCGCAAAGCCUUUUUCACCUCCAAGUGGAGUAGGCAGAUUUCCGGGUCCUUCUGGACUAAGAGCUCCAGUUCCAGAGCCACAGAGAAACCGAAUGCCUCCCUCAAGACCUGACUUUGGCUCCCGGCCUGACACGGGUGCUCCUCCUGUGCCAAAUACUCCAAGACCUAUUCCAUCUAGUCUGUACAACAGGGGACCACCCCCUGUGCCUGGGGCCAGCAGACAAGCGAGUUUAGGGCUUACCCCUCCACCUUUCCCAGGUAAUAGAAAUUUAGGGCCUGGAGGAUCCAUUCGACAAUCAUCACCAGUUAGUCCUCCUUCUCCCUUCUCAAACAGGCCUCCUCUCCCUCCAGUACCAGGUAGGCCAACAGAAGAUAAGACACCUCCACCAUUACCUCCAAGUGGAAACAGGCCAUCUUUUGGCAGGGAGGCUUCCCUACCACCUCCCCCGCCCCAAAACCACAAACCACCAAUUCCUUCCACACCACGGCCACCUGCAGGAUCUCAGGUACCUCCUCCUCUUCCCCCAAGUCGGCCAGGCCCACCUCCAGUUCCACCGGCAUCUGGCGGAAAUGAUGAAAUGCCACGGCUUCCUCAAAGGAACCUAUCGCUAGGCUCUUCUCAACCUCCAUGUCUGCCUGGCUCCAAUCGUCCUGGACCUCCGCUUCCCCCCCCAGUUGAGAGACCACCGCCUCCUGUAAGGGACCCGCCUAGCAGAUCAGGAUCUCUCCCCCCACCCCCACCUCUGCUAACCAGAAACGGAAGUACUUCCAGGGCACUGCCAGCUACUCCCCAGCUUCCCUCAAGAGGAGGAUUUGAAAAACCCAGAGGUGGGGCUGUGCCCCCACCUCCUCCUGACAGGCCAGGUUCUGGAGCACCCCCACCCCCUCCUCCAUCACUCCCGUCAUCUGUCCUCCGAAAUGGCUUCCAGGAUUCAUCCUGUGAUGAUGAAUGGGAAAGCAGAUUUUCCUUCCAUCCUCUGUCUGACUUGCCACCUCCAGAACCAUAUGUGCCCAUGAACAAGAGUUAUCCUAGUAAAUUGGUAAAAAAUGACAAUAGAAGUGGAUCCAGUCGCAGAGAAAGAGGUGCUCCACCACUUCCACCCAUCCCACGGUGAAGUGGGCUUCUAAUCCUUUUCAGGAUGACUGUUAUCCUUACAUGUUCUUUGAACCUCUCCACAUGUCACAAUGCUCCUUCUCCAACAGCACUUUUGAGCACAACUCCCUACCUUUAGGUUUUUUUAAUUUUUUUAAUUUUUCCAUUUAAUUUGGUGAAGCUGAAGGACUUGCUUUAAAUGGCCUGCCUACGUUGGUUUAGAUACAGGGUGACUGAGAUCUUAUUCCCAUUUCUUGGCAUUUAGUUCUACUGAUAUUAGUGGAACUUGCUUCCAAUAAAAUGCCAGAGUAUCCUUACCUUGAAAACUAUCUUCAAAACUUCUUGGAAACUAUCAUUUGUUGCAGUUCUGCUCAGCCUUGUCAUCAACAAGGAGAGGAAAGCUGCCUUGGUUUAUAGCAUAACAUUCUUAGAUGUAAUUCUUGGAGAUGAAAAUCUUCCCUAUUUCUAUGGGUGGAAGUUUGGUUCACUUUUUAAACUGUAAUCUCUGUGAGAUUACUGAUCAAUUUGACCUGGCCCAUUUGGCCAUUAAAAAAAAACGUGUGGCACAGUAAUUGCUACACUCCACCUUUAGAAGGAGAUUGGGAUAAUUACGUGACAUUUUCUCAGGCAAUCUGUUUGAUCUGUAAUGAAUUGGAGUCUUUCAGAGACCAAAAGAAUGUUGCCAUCGAGAUUGCUUAUAACUUCCGUUACAGCUUUCACAAACGCAUCUCAGGCUAGCUGUUGGGCUCAAUUGGAUUGAAGUGGAGAAUUAAAAAAAGAAAAAUACUGGGCACUCAGUCAUUAGGUUGGGAUGAUUGAGUGUCAUUGUCAUCUUGAGGAUUACACCAUCACUUCACUAAUGGUUAUACUAUUAGAGCUCCCUUCUAAGAUGUAUCGUAACCCAAAGCUUUCCAAUAAUAUGUAAUGUUUACUAUAAAAGCCUGUAUUUUGAUCCGCGAAAGACAGAUACUCAACAAUUAUUUAGUGUAUCCAAGUAUCAGAGAAUGCCACUAUGAUUUCUGUAAUUUUUUUUCUAAUAUCUAUAUGUGCUGGACCUCCAUUUUUAUUAUGGUACAAGUUGAUACUUUUGAGUAUGGGAAUUUUUUACUUGGCUUAUAUGUGCUUCAAACAGCUUUUCUUUUCUUUUGCGUGGCAGCUAUUAAUCAAAUAUCCAGCUAUAUGUAGGAAAUGUCUAACUAUGGAAGAAAUUCAAUUGAGCUUUUUACAAGCUCUCAUUAAGUUUUCAACCUGGGCUCAGAAGAGUUUAUUAUUUACGUUCUGAUUUUGCUGCGAUGAUCAUUCCUUUCACAGGAUUUUCCUUACCUGAAAAGGUGCAAGAGAAGACUUCGUUAUAGAGGGUUGGGACCACAUGGUUUUGGAAUCCUGCCUGUCAAUAAAUGGAUUUGGCAAUUUGCAAUGUUUAUUUUAUCUAGCUGAUAUCAAUUUAUGGCAAGAAUCCUUGCAAAAUUAUGAUUCUGUACUGAAAUUCAUGUGAUAAGCUGCCCAGAAUGGUUUGAUGGUGAGAUGGACAUCAUAUAAAUUUAAUAAAUAAGUACCGGUAAUAAUAAAAUAAAACAAAUACAGUUUCUACUUAGGGGAGAUAAGUUAUGAAGAUUUAAUUUCAAGGAUCUCGGUUUUAUCUGCCUAAAACUUUGCAAGGUAGAGGCAGGAGAGUGAUUUUUCAAAUGAUGUUAGCAGCGUCUAUAAAGGAGGUUUUUAAAAAAUCAAGAUGGCAGAUGCUGAGCGACGAUGUCAUGAGAUGGGAAGAAGCAGAAAUAUUGAUGAAUCAAUGUGUUUAAUUUAAUGUAAAGCACAACAGAAUUGUGGAAAGGUGAAGUAAGAUCUCUUUAGUCACAUACAUGAAAAGUAAACACACAUAUUUGAGGAAAAAGUCUGAGGAUACACUUGAAAGUGUUCACAAUGGUAUUUGUAUUAGUGGCCUUAUCAUCAAAGAUACACCUUUGUGUAGUUCCUGUUUACGGUAAGGAUAGAACUAAAGAGAGCAGAGAAUAUAACAUUGCAUUUUCUGUGAGUGAGUGAAUGUUGUUUUUAAGUUUACUUUUUGGGAUUUUUUUUUUAGUGUUGAGGUUCAUUCUUUGAACCCCACUUCUGUGAUGGAAUUGGUAUGUAAUGAAUACCUUUCAGGAUCCAAAACCUUUACCCACACAAAUUUUGCUAUAAAAUGAGAGAUUUACAUAAACUAUAAUCAGAAAUAGGUUUCAGCACUUUUCAGGGUCAUAUAUGGUCUAGAAUUAUAUUUUUCAAUGGACUGUUGCCCUAUUUGUAUAUACUUAAUUCUGACAUUCAUACGGAUGAAUCAUUCCAGUUUCAGUCUGAUUGCCAUUGUACAGUACGCGUGUGUGGAUUAAAAACAUGAUGAACAAAAAAUAAUUGAAUUAUUAUUUACAUUUUGUUGCAGAAACUGGAAUAUUUGUUUUUUGUAUUACCCAGAUUUUUUUUAUAUGCUGCAAAGUCUCUGCAUCUUGUAUGUGUAGUUUGAUCAUCAAUUUAUUUUUUGUUAGCAUAUAAAGGGAAUGUGGCAGAAAGAAAUUCCAAAUUCAUUGCAGUUGCAGUAGUUAAUAUAAUAGAACCCUUUGAGCUAGAAAAGUUGGACAAACCGAUUUAUCAAUGAAAGGGCCUGUCAUACUUGUACUCUUAUGCUAGUAGAUUAGCCAUUAUAAAUAAAGUAAUAGAGCACUGCUCUUCUGCCAGUAAAUCAGGAUCAGUUUUCUUUAACGUGCUUUCUGGCUCCAGUGAGCUGUCAAUUCCAAAUCUCAUAUCAUUCAACCAUCUUGACCAUGGCUGAUUAGAAGUAAUUGGACUUAUAGUCCCAACACAUCCAGCAAGAACCAGUUUAGGAAGAAACUACUCAAGAUAUGUGAAGAAGUAUAGUCAGCCAGGAAUAGAAAGAGCAGGCAAAUAAUAAAAAUACCUGUACUCCGCUUAAUUAUUUUUCCUUACUGUGCUUAGUUAUAAGCACAUACCAGAUAAUAUUGCUUACUAUAACUACAGUUAUUACUACUAAAUAGCUGCCAUCUUUGUGGCAUUUAGAAAAUUAGUUUUUUUUAACCAUUAAUCAGUCAAAGAAUUAACUUGGCAAAUUUACUUCUAGUGCAAUAAAAUCUAAAAUUCCAACCAAAGCCUUAACAUGCAGAUGUGGCCUUCAGAGAGAAACAUGGUCUUCUCUCUUUCUCAGAGGAUAAUUUGUUAGCACUUUAUCUUCUAUAGGAAUCUUCCUCAAAGAAUUUAUGCUAAAUACUGUAAGAAAAUGUUUCAAAGGAGAAGAGAUUUGUUUUGGUUGUGUAAACCACCUCUUUUUCUUUCACCAGAUAUAUUUUAAAAACAACAUGUUUAACACAUUUUAGUAUAGAUGUUUUAGAGUACAUAUUUAUUUAUGCACGAUAAGUAAACGGGGGAAAAAAUAAAAUCAGUUUUUCAUCCUUGGUGCCUUAAAACAGCUUGGUGCCUUGAGUCUAAAUGGCAGCUUUGAAAAGAAACAAGAUCUAAAACUGAUUGUCUCCACUGUGAAUUUCAAAUACAACAUUUAUACUUUAUCAUGUGUGAUAUUCAAGCAACAUACAACCCACAGUAUUCACUAUAUAGCAUCUUACCUUACUGUACAGAAAUACAAUAUAAUGAAUUGCAAAAGACUUACCAGACUGCAAUUUUAAGAUCUUUAUUCUAGCAGUAUCUUGGAUGGAUGAAUUCAUGGAAAUUUGAGAUGGAUGUGUUUAAAAUUUGAAAAAAGCAAAGUUUAAAUCCUGUUCAUAUGAAUGAAUCAAAUCAUUUGUGAAAUAACAGGAUAUGCAUUUUAAAUAUAUGAUCCAUACCCUCCUUUUUAUAAAAUUGCACAUAAAUCAUGGAAUAGAACAUGCCUAUAUUGUAAAUAAGGUGGUUUCUAUUUGACUUUAGGUUAUUAACAUGCUUAUCUUAAAGUACAUGAGAAACUAAAUGGCAAGUGAAUUUCUUGCAUGUACAAAGGAAUAAAAAUUAAAAUGAUUUAAAGGUU
This is a messenger RNA of Pantherophis guttatus, 6387 nucleotides long. It is a transcript of the gene WIPF1, whose product is annotated as WAS/WASL interacting protein family member 1. Gene Ontology annotation, biological process: actin filament-based movement. The record is from RefSeq and is a predicted model, not a curated record. Gene Ontology annotation, cellular component: actin filament. Gene Ontology annotation, molecular function: actin binding. Lineage: Eukaryota; Metazoa; Chordata; Lepidosauria; Squamata; Colubridae.